AUGGCUUCACAGACAAUGACCAAAGAAGGUCUCCGGCGCAGACUCAACGUGUCCACAUCCAACGCCGUAAUCCGACCCCAACAACCUCGCAAGCAGCGCUCUGUCUUCCGCCGCUGUAAACGUUUCGCGUUUAAGCACACGUGGACAAUCCCUCUACUUUCCAUUCUCGCCAUUCUCGCCCUCUACGCCCGCAAUCCCUCAGAAUCAAACAUCCUCCACCACUUCAUCUUCCUCUCCUACAAACAAGAUGACGGGCAGUACGGCAAGGGCCUGUGGGAUAUCGCAUUCGUGUCAUUCUAUGUCAUUGUGCUUUCUUUCACGCGGGAAUUCGUGAUGCAAGAGAUAUUACGCCCGCUGGCGCGAUUACGCAUCAAGUCCCGUGGCAAACAAUCGCGAUUCAUGGAACAAGCCUAUACGGCGAUCUACUUCGCCGUCCUCGGUCCAGCGGGGUUGUAUGUUAUGCGCCAGACACCGGUGUGGUACUUUAAUACCCGUGGCAUGUAUGAGGGAUUCCCGCAUCGGAAGCAUGCCGCGGAAUUCAAAUUCUAUUACCUCUUCGAAGCGGCGUAUUGGGCACAGCAGGCUGUCGUGAUGCUUUUGGGGAUGGAGAAGCCUAGGAAGGAUUUCAAGGAGCUGGUUACGCAUCAUAUUGUCACUUUGGCACUGAUUGCUUUGAGUUAUCGGUUUCACUUUGCGUAUAUGGGUAUUGCGGUUUACAUCACGCAUGAUAUUAGUGAUUUCUUCCUUGCUGUCUCGAAAUCGCUUCACUACUAUGCUCCGGAUAUCAUGAUUCCUUUCUAUGUGGCCUCGAUUGGUUCGUGGGUGUAUCUGCGCCAUGUGCUGAACCUGCGCAUUCUGUAUUCGAUUCUCACGGAGUUCCGCACCGUCGGCCCCUACGAGCUCAACUGGGAGACGCAGCAGUAUAAAUGCUGGAUCUCGAACGUCAUUACCUUUUCAUUGCUGGCCGUACUCCAGGCUUUGAACUUGUUCUGGCUGUACUGCUUGCUGCGCAGUGCGGUCAAGUUCCUGGUCACCGGUGAAAAGAAGGACGAUCGAUCUGAGCCUGAUGAAUCAGAACUUGAAAAUGAAAAGCCCGAUCUCAAGACGAGUGGUGCCAACGGUCAUGCCAACGGCAAUCGGCCGCUGAAUGGGAAUGCGAAGGGUUUCAACAGAGUUGUAUCCUAA
Penicillium brevicompactum is the source of this 1185-nucleotide messenger RNA. RefSeq names its product TRAM1-like protein. The transcript is spliced from 2 exons. Lineage: Eukaryota; Fungi; Ascomycota; Eurotiomycetes; Eurotiales; Aspergillaceae. Gene Ontology annotation, biological process: ceramide biosynthetic process. The record is from RefSeq and is a predicted model, not a curated record. Gene Ontology annotation, cellular component: membrane. Bases 1 to 1185 code for a protein of 394 amino acids. Gene Ontology annotation, molecular function: sphingosine N-acyltransferase activity.